This is a messenger RNA of Phragmites australis (common reed), 1921 nucleotides long. RefSeq names its product two pore potassium channel c-like. The transcript has 2 exons. The coding region runs from base 259 to 1632 and encodes 457 amino acids. NCBI's taxonomy places the organism in Eukaryota, Viridiplantae, Streptophyta, Magnoliopsida, Poales, Poaceae. The record is from RefSeq and is a predicted model, not a curated record. Gene Ontology annotation, biological process: stabilization of membrane potential; potassium ion transmembrane transport. Gene Ontology annotation, cellular component: plant-type vacuole membrane. Gene Ontology annotation, molecular function: potassium ion leak channel activity.
AACAAAAGAGAAAAAUAAAAAGAAAAAAGAGCGGAAAAAAAGGCAUCGCCGUCGUUGAGUAGAGCCGUAGAGGACAUCAGCGGCCAAGCCUUCUUCCCCUUCGAUGCGCCGUCUUCUCCCCAGCCGGCACCGGCCGCCGUCUCCUUCCUCUUCCACUCGAACCCAAUAAUUGGUAGAAUCCGACUCCGUCCCAUCUCCCUCACUCUCUAAGCCAAAAUCCAAGAAACCGCGAGAAUCUCCAAGAAUCCAAGAACCGUCAUGGACAUGGACCCGCUGCUGCCGGCCCACCUCAACCCGCUGCCGGAGCACUCGACGGUGUCCUCCUUCUCCCCUUCACCCUCCCCGGCCUCUUCCUACAAGGACCGCAUCAUCUUCGGCGCCCACCCGCCGCCGCUGCCGCCGCCGCCACCGCCACCUCCUCCGCCACCGCCGCCGUACUACGCGCACCGCCGCCGCAUAUCCGUCGACGGGAAAGACUUCGACCUUCCAUCCUGCUCCUCGUCCCCGCCCUCGCCGCCGUCGGACCCGGAGGACCCCUCCUCCGCCUCCGCCACCGGCGGCGCGUCCUCGCUCUUCGACUUCCUGGCCGGCGCCGCCGGUGCCCGCACUAACCUCCACCGCUCCCGCACCGCGCCGGCCAUGGCGCCGCUCAGCGCGGCCACACUCGAGGCCGCUGCAGCGGGCGGCGAUCAGCCGCCGGCGCCGCCGCGGCGGCCUUCCAUCGUGCUGCACGCGUUCCUCUUCCUGCUCGCCUACCUCGCCCUCGGCGUCACCUUCUACGCCGCUGCGCCGGCCAACUUCGCCUCCUCCGCCGGGCCCACGCACCCCGUUGCCGACGCGCUGUACUUCUGCAUCGUCACGCUCUGCACCAUCGGGUACGGGGACAUCACGCCAGCGACCCCCGCCGCCAAGCUCUUCUCCAUCUCCUUCGUCCUGGUCGGCUUCGGCUUCGUCGACAUCCUCCUCUCUGGGAUGGUCUCCUACGUGCUCGACCUCCAGGAGCACCUCCUCAUCACCGCGCUCAAGAACCCGCACUCCGCGCGCAAGCACCGCCACAACUACAUCUUCGACAUCAAGAAGGGCCGGAUGCGCAUUCGCAUGAAGGUUGCUCUUGCGCUCGGUGUGGUGGCCAUCUGCGUGGGCAUUGGGGCCGCGGUGCUCAGGAAGGUGGAGAGCCUGGGUUGGCUCGAUGCGGUCUACCUUGCGGUGAUGUCAGUGACCACGGUUGGAUACGGGGACCAGGCAUUCAGGACGCUACCUGGGCGGCUUUUCGCAUCUGCCUGGCUGCUUGUGUCGACCCUAGCCGUGGCAAGGGCAUUCCUCUACUUGGCAGAGAUGAGGAUUGACAAGAGGCACCGCGCCAUGGCCAACUGGGUGCUGUCAAGAAACAUGACCAUAUCAGAGUUUCUUGCUGCGGAUAUCGAUAACAAUGGAUAUGUCACGAAAUCAGAAUUUGUAGUUUACAAGCUCAAGGAGAUGGGGAAGAUUUCUGAAAAAGAUAUCAUGAUGAUCUGUGACCAAUUCCAAAGGUUGGACACAGGAAACUGUGGAAAGAUUACGCUUUCGGAUCUUCUCGAGAGUCGUCACUUGGUUGCAGAUCCCAGGGACAAGAAAAAGGGGAAGAAAUCAUGACAGAUGUCAUAAAAAUCAUAGAGCAGUGUAUGAAUUUUGGGGCCAGGAAGUUUGCAAAAUCAGCAAGGCUAGAUUUAGGAGGCUGUCUCCUACACCGAAUGCGAGAGGCGGAAGGUAGUGUAGCUCCAUAGCAGCUAUAAUUGCUCUCCAGUUCUGGUUCUACCCUAGAAAGGGUGGCAAGAUCAUUGCUGUGAAUAGGCGGCUGUAAAUAUGAACAAUCAUACUGGGCGAUCUAUUCAGAUUCUUUUAAGAAAUAUAUGGUGGAGGGUUAGGCGUUUAUUUUGAUAUU